Osmia bicornis bicornis is the source of this 646-nucleotide messenger RNA. It is a transcript of the gene mRpS16, whose product is annotated as probable 28S ribosomal protein S16, mitochondrial. Bases 161 to 562 code for a protein of 133 amino acids. Gene Ontology annotation, cellular component: mitochondrial small ribosomal subunit; ribosome. Gene Ontology annotation, molecular function: structural constituent of ribosome. Lineage: Eukaryota; Metazoa; Arthropoda; Insecta; Hymenoptera; Megachilidae. The record is from RefSeq and is a predicted model, not a curated record. Gene Ontology annotation, biological process: mitochondrial translation. The transcript has 3 exons.
UUUCUAGUCUAUGUUGAAUUUUUAUAUUAUAAUUUAUAAUUGUGAUAUAUGAAAACGGAAUAAAUCUGUUUUACACUGCUUGUAUUUACACAGGGGUAGCGAAAUAUAAGUUCAUAGAAGAAAAAUAACCGUUUAUAUUAAUUUAAACAUAUAUAAAGAAAUGCCGCGAUUACCAUUGCAUCCAUCAUCUGGAACUGGUAUUGUUAACAUUUUUGCCAAAAGUAUACGAUUUGUUCGUUACGGAUGUGCCAACAGACCAUUUUAUCAUAUUGUUGUUAUGGAUACAAAACAACAACAACAUAAACCUCCAAUAGAACAGUUGGGUACUUAUGAUCCUCUUCCAAACAAGUACAAUGAAAAAAUAGUUGCUCUGAAUUUUGAACGCCUGCAAUAUUGGCUAGGGAAAGGUGCAGAUAUAUCAAAGCCAGUAGCUGCAAUAUUAGGAAUUGCUGGUUACCUUCCGAUACAUCCAAAAACUUAUCUUAGAGCAUGGAGAAAUCGAAGGAAAGCUAGCGAAGAAUCUAAUUCAAAUACAAAUUCAGUAGCAGAAUCUGGAGGCUAACCCUUACAAAUUGAUUUAUUUAUGUUUAACUGUUAGCUUGUAGAUAAUAUGUACAUUUAAAUAAAGUUUUUACAGAAACGAAAA